UUUGCUGGAAAUAUUUGUGACAAUCGCAUAAGAAUGGUUUAAUUCUUGAAUGCAAUGCGAUUCCUAAAAGAUAGCACUGUUUUUACCAUUAUUAGUUUGAUUAGACCUCGAUCAACAAGUUUUUCGAUUUUUCGUUUUGAAUUCUCAUAUUAUGAGAGGAUUCCUGAAGCAUCAAAUGCUCAAUCCAUGAUUGGCUCAUUCAGUCAAUACGUCGUUUGCAAGGCACAAUGUGUUGAGAUUUUAAUGAGCAGGUGUCGAAUGUCAAUUCUUAUGUGAGUGAGUUUGUGCUAUUCUAGUGGAUAAAAUUAUUCCAUUGUAGAGCGAUUAAAGCUAUAAAUAGAAUCAAUCUCCAAUUAGCACAAAAACCUUGCUGGAUCCAUAAUGAAAUAACUCCGUUCCAUUGUAGAUUCGAUGAUAUCAAGUAAAACAAGAAAAGCGAAAAACCAUUUCAAAACGUGCAAAAACAGUGUUCCUCGCUUCCGGAUGUUGCCCAAUACCUGCUGGGCCCACAGACGGAGAAAGGUGCGAAAAACUUGUGUGUCGUUUCCUGUAUGAAAAUAGUCUUACUCCAACCCUUCCACAAUAAGGCCGACUUGAAUCGAAAUGGGAAUUAUACUCGCCAAACUUUGGAGUUUAUUUGGGACUGAAGAACACAAGAUUGUGAUAGUUGGUCUGGACAAUGCUGGCAAGACUACAAUUCUGUACCAGCUGCUAAUGAAUGAAGUGGUGCACACAUCUCCUACUAUAGGCAGCAAUGUUGAAGAGGUUGUGUGGAACAACCUGCACUUCAUCAUGUGGGAUCUUGGUGGGCAAGAGGUCUUACGAGCUGCAUGGAAUACCUACUAUACAAACACUGAGUUCAUUAUAUUGGUUGUGGACUCGACGGAUCGAGACCGCCUGAACCUGACAAAGGAGGAACUUUACCGGCUAUUGGCGCAUGAGGAGUUGUCCAGAGCGGCUGUGCUCAUCUUUGCCAACAAGCAAGACGUGACAGGCUCCAUGUCUCCUACAGAGAUUUCUAAUAUGCUUAACCUGACCAGCAUUAAAAAGCAUAAAUGGCAAAUUCAAGCUUGUUGUGCACUUACUGGGGAAGGGUUGUACCAAGGACUGGAGUGGAUAGGAAGCACGUUGAAGAGUAAGUGACCCCUCUCCCGCCAUGUAGACCAUCGAUGCAAGAGCUACGCUACACACCCUAUCUCUGGCACCUUGUUGCCUCAAGCUCUGGUAUGAACGCUAGCCCCUCAUAACAGCAAGCGACGAAGCUGUUCAAGGUAUUAGAAGACACCUAACACCCGAUGGCAUGCAUUAGAAGGCUAUUGUCUUGUGGCCUAAAAGUAUUUCCCACUACCUGACGGCAGUCCGCGAGUCAUAACCUUGUGUUGUGCCUAUGAUGCUACGUUUCUAUUAUGUAGUCGUACAUAUGUUGCUUCCAAUUUAAAAUGUACAUAAAUGAACAAUUGGUACUGAGUUUAUUCCAAUUUUUACAUUCAUUAGAUAGACUUCAUGUAAUAUACUCUGCUGCAGAUUUUCUCUGAAUUUCAGCAAUAAGGCUCAUGUAAGUUCUUCAGGAGGAAAAUCACGUGAAGAAGCUUCUGAUCUCAUUUUUUCCUCUUGAAUAACAGGGGAACUGAUAUAUGUUAUGUUGACAUUGUGAACUUAAGUGUCUUGACGACUUUCCUUACUUUCAAGACUGUCUUCUGAAGUAUAUCACCGUUUUUAUUCAUGAUUUUAAGGAAUUGACUGGGAGCUACUGCCUGCAUUUUUUUUUCUCCUAGGUUGAAGCUCUAGUUUCCUCAGUAACCAUUUCCCUGAACUGCAAGUUUUGUGUCUCAUUAUUUAGGCCUUGUGUUGUAUGGCAGGUUAUGAUAGUAGCUCCUAUCUCCUACUUCUAAUAUCUUAUCUCAAAUUUAGUUGUAUUAUUCUGAGCGGCCUUGCAAUUUAAUUGAUAUGUGGACGUUUUCAAUUAAGACGUUGUUCAAUUUGUAAACGUGUCCAGUUAAUUCAAUUACCCUAAAGAUGGCAAACUCUAUUCCCAAGACACUGUAGUUGGACAACUUUUGCGUGUACUAAACCCGACUAUUCGUGUGUAGUACCCAUAUGCGCAUUCAUCAAUAUGAAGUGACUUCUAGGCCAAGUGGGAUGUGCGACUUGGAACGUUUUGUGCCAGUAAAUGCAGGCUAUUAACAUAAGCGAUUUUAGUGUCUCUUUUUAUGGGUGCUUAUAUGACUAGGGUUCGUGCUAAUCCUCAAGCCAAAUGUCGCAAAUGUGAUUGCAAUUGUAAUGUAAUGACCAGGGCCUAUACUUUCAAAAAAAGUUAAGAGUUCGUAA
Hyalella azteca is the source of this 2328-nucleotide messenger RNA. RefSeq names its product ADP-ribosylation factor-like protein 5B (gene Arl5). NCBI's taxonomy places the organism in Eukaryota, Metazoa, Arthropoda, Malacostraca, Amphipoda, Hyalellidae. The record is from RefSeq and is a predicted model, not a curated record. Gene Ontology annotation, cellular component: cytoplasm; trans-Golgi network. The transcript is spliced from 4 exons. Gene Ontology annotation, biological process: vesicle-mediated transport; intracellular protein transport; protein localization to Golgi membrane. Gene Ontology annotation, molecular function: GTP binding; GTPase activity. Bases 604 to 1143 code for a protein of 179 amino acids.